AUGGCGACCUCAACGCUCCACGCAGCGAACCUCUUCAAUGUUAACGGUCUCGUUGCUGUUAUUACCGGUGGCGGAACAGGUAUUGGCUUGAUGAUGACCCGAGCUCUCGCUCUCAACGGUGCCGCCAAAGUGUACAUUAUUGGCCGCCGGAAGGAACCUCUUGAAGCUGCUGCCUCUUCCAUAGAGACAGGAAAUGUCAUUCCUAUCGUCGGUGAUGUGACCGAUAAAGAAGUUCUCGCUUCGAUCGUCUCGAGGAUCGAGUCCGAAGUAGGAUACAUCAACCUUCUAGUAGCCAAUUCUGGCAUGGCAGGUCCUCAAGCCACACAAAUCCCCACUGCAUCUUCCUCCCUCUCUGAGUUCACUGCCGCAUAUGGAAGUCCUAGUGUGUCGGACGUGGUUAAAACUUUUGAGUUAAAUACAGUUGCCGUUUAUUUCUCUGUCAUGGCUUUCUUGGAUUUGUUGGACAAGGGCAAUAAGAAAGGGAAUGUCUCGCAGACCAGUCAGGUUAUUGCCACUAGCUCCAUUACUGCGUUUAACAGAAAUAUACCUGGAUCGUUUAUCUACGGGCAAACCAAAGCUGCUACGACACAUCUAAUGAAGCAAUUGAGUACACAAUUAGUGCCGUAUGAUAUUAGAUGCAAUACUAUCGCGCCUGGUUUAUUCCCCUCUGAGAUGGCUGCUGGAAUCAUCGGUAGUGGGGUUUUCCCCAGAGAGAGGAUUCCAUUGCAAAGAGUAGGCACGGAAGAAGAAAUGGCCGGCUGUAUUCUCUUUUUGGCAUCGAAGGCAGGGGCUUAUUGUACUCACGCUCUUAUUGUGGUUGACGGAGGCCGCAUCAAUUGUUUUGGAGCAAAACUCUGCAUUGUCUGCUCAUUUCAUCAAAUGAGACCCGGCUGGACAGAGAAUUUGGAAGAGAACUUUUUCCCAGACCUGGCAGAUGUGCAAAACAAGUUUAUUCCAACCAAAAAAUCGCUCACCAAGCAGAUAGAGAUAUUGACGGCGAAGAGAAUGAGGGAAAGGGGUGGCAAAAGAAGACGAAGGAUACCAAAUAUCGAAUCUGCUCAAGGAAACGCAAAGGAAGAUCGCGGACCUCAACAAUAUCCGGCCGAGGCAAAGCACAGCGCCAACAAAGAAUAA
Molecule: messenger RNA, 1134 nt
Organism: Sclerotinia sclerotiorum 1980 UF-70
Lineage: Eukaryota; Fungi; Ascomycota; Leotiomycetes; Helotiales; Sclerotiniaceae
Exons: 6
Coding region: 1-1134 (377 amino acids)
Molecular function (GO): oxidoreductase activity
Source: RefSeq, a predicted model, not a curated record